AGGUGCUUUGCCCAUCCCCCCUGCCAUGUGGGAACUGCGGUCUGCCUCCUUCUGGAGGGCCAUAUUUGCCGAGUUCUUUGCUACCCUCUUCUACGUCUUCUUUGGGCUGGGGGCCUCACUACGUUGGACCCCUGGACCCCUGCAUGUCCUGCAGGUGGCCCUGGCUUUUGGUCUGGCCCUGGCUACACUGGUGCAAGCAGUGGGCCACAUUAGUGGAGCCCAUGUCAAUCCUGCAGUCACUUUUGCCUUCCUUGUGGGCUCCCAGAUGUCCCUGCUCCGCGCCUUCUGCUAUAUGGCAGCCCAACUCCUGGGAGCCGUGGCUGGGGCCGCUGUGCUGUAUAGUGUCACCCCACCUGCUGUCCGAGGAAACCUAGCGCUCAACACGCUGCACCCUGGGGUGAGUGUGAGCCAGGCCACCACAGUGGAGAUCUUCCUGACGCUCCAGUUCGUGCUCUGCAUCUUUGCCACAUACGACGAGAGGCGAAAUGGCCGCCUGGGCUCCGUGGCCCUGGCCGUUGGCUUCUCCCUCACUCUGGGGCACCUCUUUGGGAUGUAUUAUACUGGUGCAGGCAUGAAUCCUGCCCGUUCCUUUGCUCCUGCCAUUCUCACCAGGAACUUCACCAACCACUGGGUAUACUGGGUGGGCCCGAUCAUUGGAGGGGGUCUGGGCAGCCUUCUCUACGACUUUCUUCUCUUCCCCCGGCUCAAGAGUGUUUCUGAGAGACUGUCUAUCCUCAAGGGUGUCAGACCCAGUGACUCCAAUGGACAACCAGAGGGCACAGGGGAACCUGUUGAACUGAAGACCCAGGCUCUGUAAAAGCUCCAGAUGGAGUGAGGGAGUAGAAAGCUUCUGGGUUUCUGUGGAGGGGCUGAGACAGCCCCUAGUUGAAGAAAAAAACUGUGGGGAGGGGCAUGUACUUCUUUAUUUUUUAACUUAUGUGUGUUUUUUUUUUCUUUUGCUGUGUGAAAUCUUUCAAGUUGCAUUCA
Marmota flaviventris (yellow-bellied marmot) is the source of this 987-nucleotide messenger RNA. RefSeq names its product major intrinsic protein of lens fiber (gene Mip). The record is from RefSeq and is a predicted model, not a curated record. Gene Ontology annotation, cellular component: plasma membrane; apical plasma membrane. Gene Ontology annotation, molecular function: water channel activity. Gene Ontology annotation, biological process: transmembrane transport; water transport. NCBI's taxonomy places the organism in Eukaryota, Metazoa, Chordata, Mammalia, Rodentia, Sciuridae.